CCUCCCACCGCAUUGCUAGGAUGCUUUUUGGGCAAAGUGAAUGGAACCCCCCGCGAAACUCAGGGCAAAGGGCUAGGUGAGGGCAGCGGCUUCACUGAGGCUUCACUUCCUCGCUGGGCAUGCGCACAGGCUUGGCACAUGCUCAUUCCGGCCGCACGAGGGGCUCUGGGCAUGUGCAGAAGCGAAAUGGGUACAUUCUGAAGCAGGGCAGUUUCAGCUAUGACACCUGCAGCAUGUGCCAGGAGCUGCAGCAGCAGCAGCAACAGCAGCAGCAGCAGCAGCAGCCUGUGCGCGGUGCAUCUUUCUCUCUCCAGAGCGGUAAAUAUCAGCUGAUCCUCUGUGACAGCAGCAACAGCAAGAGCAGCAGGAGCAGGAGAAGCCAGCAACCCACAGAGCUUUUCUGGAGAAUGAUUGAAGACUGUGGGAAAAGAGGAACCACCAUGGCAGAAAGGAGACAGCUGUUUGCAGAAAUGCGGGCUCAAGAUCUGGAUCGCAUCCGUUUGUCCACCUACAGAACAGCAUGUAAGCUUAGAUUUGUACAGAAGAAAUGCAACUUGCACUUAGUGGAUAUUUGGAAUGUAAUAGAAGCAUUGCGGGAAAAUUCAUUGAACAACCUGGAUCCGAACAUAGAACUGAAUGUGGCUCGAAUUGAAGCUGUCCUGUCCACAGUUUUUUACCAACUGAACAAACGCAUGCCAACUACCCACCAGAUCAACGUAGAGCAAUCCAUCGGCUUACUACUCAACUUCCUGCUGGCAGCUUUUGAUCCAGAAGGACAUGGAAAAAUGUCUGUCUUUGCUAUCAAAAUGGCCUUGGCAACACUUUGUGGGGGAAAGAUCAUGGACAAAUUGAGAUAUAUUUUCUCAAUGAUUUCAGACACCAGCGGUGUAAUGGUUUAUGGUAAAUAUGACAUGUUUCUGCGAGAAGUCCUUAAACUACCCACGGCGGUCUUUGAAGGUCCUUCUUUUGGAUACACAGAGCAGUCAGCAAAAUCCUGUUUUUCUCAACAGAAAAAAGUCACACUGAAUGCUUUUUUGGACACACUCAUGUCUGAUCCUCCACCGCAAUGCCUGGUCUGGUUACCACUUCUUCAUCGAUUGGCAAAUGUUGAGAAUGUCUUCCACCCUGUCGAGUGUUCCUACUGCCAUAGCGAGAGCAUGAUGGGAUUUCGCUAUCGAUGCCAGCAGUGUCACAAUUACCAGCUCUGUCAAGAUUGCUUCUGGAGGGGACAUGCCAGCGGUUCCCAUAGCAACCAGCACCAAAUGAAAGAAUACACGUCAUGGAAAUCACCUGCUAAGAAGCUAACUAAUGCACUUAGCAAGUCUUUAAGCUGUGCUUCCAGCCGUGAACCUUUGCACCCAAUGUUCCCUGACCAGCCUGAAAAACCUCUAAACUUGGCUCAUAUUGUAGAUACCUGGCCUCCCAGACCAGUCACCAGCAUGAAUGACACAUUGUUCUCCCACUCUGUUCCCUCAGGAAGCCCUUUCGCAAACAGAAGGUUACUUGAGGGUAUAAAUGUAGCCAGUCCUGUGGCUGAUGAGCACUCUCUUAUAAAGCUGUAUGUAAAUCAGCUUCACAACAAUUUACGCUCUCCUUACAAGAAUAAUGAAGUAGAGCAGAACAAAUUGCUGGCUAGGGCUGCUCCAGCUUUUUUGAAAGGCAAAGGGUUACAGUAUAGCCUCGAUGUUGCAGACAGGCUGGCUGAUGAACAUGUUCUCAUUGGGUUGUAUGUCAACAUGCUCCAGAACAACCCCUCACGUUUGCUCGACAGCCCAAAUCGUCUAGAUGAGGAGCACAAACUGAUCGCAAGGUAUGCAGCAAGACUGGCAGCUGAGACUACUUCAUCACAACUGCAACAGCAGCCACAACAGAGAGGUGCUCCAGAUAUCUCAUUCUCUAUUGAUGCUAAUAAGCAACAAAGACAGCUUAUUGCAGAACUUGAAAAUAAGAACAGAGAAAUCUUACAAGAGAUUCACAGGCUGCGACUUGAACAUGAGCAGGCAUCCCAACCCACUCCAGAGAAGGCAGCACAGAAUCCUACUCUCCUGGCAGAACUUCGGCUCCUGAGGCAGAGGAAGGAUGAGCUUGAACAGAGGAUGUCGGCUCUUCAGGAAAGCCGGAGAGAACUCAUGGUUCAGUUAGAAGGCCUCAUGAAACUGCUAAAGGAAGAAGAACUGAAGCAGGGAACCCAAGGGGCAGGCUCCCCACGCUCUUCUCCCAGCCACACUAUCAGCCGGCCUAUUCCUAUGCCCAUCAGAUCUGCAUCUGCCUGCUCAACUCCAGCCCACACACCUCAGGACUCUCUGACAGGCGUGGGAGGAGAUGUGCAGGAAGCCUUUGCGCAAGGUUCAAGAAGAAAUUUAAGGAAUGACUUGCUGGUAGCAGCAGAUUCAAUCACCAACACUAUGUCUUCUCUGGUGAAAGAACUGAACUCAGAAGUUGGAAGUGAGACAGAGAGUAAUGUGGAUUCUGAGUUUGGUCGGACUCAUUUUGAUGACCUUGUUCCAUCGCCAACUUCUGAAAAGGCUUUCCUUGCGCAGAUUCAUGCCCGGAAGCCAGGAUACCUUCACAGUGCAGCUGCCUCUGGCACCAUCCGCAGUGAUAUGGUUACAGAAGAUGGAGACCCUUACGUUAGAGCAGAUGAUGAGAACUAUGAAAAUGACUCUGUUCGCCAGCUAGAACAUGAGCUCAAGAUGGAGGAAUAUUUGAAACAAAAGCUGCAGGAUGAAGCUUAUCAGGAAAGCUGCAGUCAAAUGGACAAUGAAAGUGACAGAAGAGAGGAGGAGGAGGAGGAGGAGAGCUGCACUCAGACGGAUGACAGAGAGAGCCUGGCUGCCAGCUUCACAGAAGAAGAAGAACAACAACACAUGCAGCCCCUCUGACAUAAGAUAACCAACUAGUUUUGAAGACUGUAGCACAGUAUUUUUGUUCUACCAGUUGUAGUUUGUAGGUGUUUGUUUUGAAGAGAAAAAAAGACUUUUUAUUUAAAGCUAACUUAUAUCAGCUACAUUCUAUGUAACAUAGCUCAUUACUGGUGAAGAACACAGGCUGAAACAAAAUGCCGUUAUUACAGUUAAUGGCAGUACUAACAAAACACCUAAGCCCUUUGCACAUAAUGUCGAACCUCUUCAGUUUACAAUGACAAUAUUAAUACUGUUUAUAUUAGGAGUUUGGUUUCUGAAUAGUUUGAGAUUUUAGAACACUUUCCUACACUGUACAUUGUUUUUCCACAGAGGAAAUUUUAAAAAGCUACAAAUGAUGCAUUUAACACUGAAUGAAUAUACUCCUGAGUGUACAUAUUUAUAGCCCAGGCGCUAGAUUAUGGCUGCAAUCCUCCACCCAGCUGCAUGUGCUGAAUCCCGCCAGUAUCAGUGGGACUUCAGUACACAUGUCCAGCUGCAGGAUUGCAGGCUUAGAUUGCAAUUUGUUUUACAGUCUUUCUGCAAAAAAGAAAAAAAGAAACGAAAAAAGACUUGUACAAAAUGCACUAAGAAGUAUCUCUAUGACUUAGGGCUACUACAUAACUUAGGAAUGUUUUCUUUCAAAGUAAUCUUAACAAAUCAGCCAUAGAAGUUAGUGUAAAUAUUUUCUUUUCAAAUAGAUAUCAUAUACAAAAGGCAACAUUCAAAUGAUAUAGAAUCUAGUUUUUAAAAUCAGCACAGAUCUUCUUAAAACUGUGAACUAUGUUUUGAAAUACUCGUUGCUAAAGCUGUUUAUAAACCACAGGUGCCAUAAAAUCCCUAAACUAA
Molecule: messenger RNA, 3749 nt
Organism: Lacerta agilis (Sand lizard)
Lineage: Eukaryota; Metazoa; Chordata; Lepidosauria; Squamata; Lacertidae
Gene: DTNA
Product: dystrobrevin alpha
Exons: 25
Coding region: 120-2882 (920 amino acids)
Biological process (GO): synaptic signaling
Cellular component (GO): synapse; plasma membrane
Molecular function (GO): zinc ion binding
Source: RefSeq, a predicted model, not a curated record